AUAAAUCAUUGCGUAAGUAUUCCCAACAAUUUCUCUUCGCGACACCACACUCCUUUCACUUUCAAUAUUCUUUCUGUUUCUCCUACUCCUUCCACCGUCUUUGUCGCCCUUCCCACAUCUCACCGUCCCCAAGUCCCUCAUCCUUCUCCCCUUCCCGUCUUCCUUGUCUAAUCUUACUGUCGGCUCUAUUCCCCCUGUCUUUCCCCAUCCUCGUCUUGCUGUCUCGUCUGCCUUUCGGGAUUUUUUCAAUCCGAAUAGUUUUUGGACCUUUCUGGCGAAGUUUUUUUUUUUUUUUUUACUAAGGGGCGAUCGACGAACGUUAUGCCCUGAAUGGAUUACAACCGCUACAGUGAGAUACAGAGAUUGUUUGGUGCGCAUAUCAAAUAUUAUGACCUAUGUAGCGAGUGUUUAGUGAGUUAGUAUUGGUCUAAAACGGAGUGUGUGGAUGCAGGGGGCGGGGGUGCUUCUCUAGGGUGAAAUAUGUGAAGACGGCUUCGAGCACCAGCUGCAGAUCAAGACUCAAUAUUGCUGUAACCCACGUCAAACAGACCUUUCCACCGAGUAGGCAGUGGGUCAAUGCACAGUCCCAACAUCAAGCAGCGGCGGACUGGCGGUCACCAUUCGGCGAGCCGAUCGUCCAUCCCAAGCGGAGCCUCGGCAUCAGCAGCCUUUAUGGUAUCGUCCUGACUUCAGAGACGUCCUGUAAACGUCGAUUAAGUCCUUUGGGUUAUUACUGUGAGCAGCAUGUCCCAAAGAAAGCACUAAGGCCAGUCUAGGAAAAUGAGAUCGGUGUGGACCCAAGCAGCUCUCUUCUGCCUCCUGCUCCUGGAAGCGAGAACUGCAGUGUGCUUUACACAGGUGCAGUGCUCAGUUUCUCCAGUAGGGUCACUGCACCCAGUGCAGGGUCUGCUGGAGCAAUUUGGGGCAGGGCCUGGAUGUGCGGCCAGGGAGAGCGGCGAUAAGGAAACCCAUGUGAUCUCUGUGGGCGGAGCCUCUGUUGUUCAGCCCAAUCAGGUGACUGUUCUGCUGCGUCCGCUGUCUUUCUCCCACCCGCCUGUCCGGCCUGUGACACUGGUGCUCAGCUCCCAGCAUGCUGUGUCCUGGUGGCUAGAGGGAGAGAGACUGCCUACCAACUUGGUGGUCAUUGUACAGAUGUCGGCCUUCUCUGACGUCCAAACACGUGGAAUGGCAGUCCAAGUGCGGCAGGUUCCCUCGCUGCCUUGGCGCCCUCGGCCACUGCACCGCUGGGUCUUAAAGAACCACUCGUCCCUCUCGUCCCUCAAUCAUGCGGAGCACGCUAAUCGGGUCUACCUGCGACUUGGGGAGGACCCCACCAUGCCCAGCGUGUGCCAGCUGCAGUCCCUCUUCCUGUCCCACAGCUACCUGACCUCUGACCUGCAGCUGCAGCCUAUCAGGGGCUGCCUUCCGCCGGGAGGCGGUGCCAGCAGGGAGGUCGAAGUUCAUGUGAUCAGUCUGCAGUCAGCAGGUUCUGGAAUGUGUGGCUCCCUGCAGGUGGAGGUACCCAUCUCAGUGCUGCCCCCGGUGGGCAAUGUCAGCUGGUACGAGUUGGUGCUGGUUCUCAGCAGCGCCACGCCGGUCAACUGGGCCUUGACCGCCAUCGGGCUGCAAGGUCACAUCUCGGUGUAUUCAUCCAACACAGUGUCCCCCCUUUACCCAUCUGAACCCGGGCUGACAAUGACCAGCACUGUAAUACCCAACCUCUAUAAGACCCGCGACCUUUUGGCCUGGGCAAAUCAGCAUGGUCUGCCAGCGGUGACGUCAUACACAGAGGCCGAUCUGGCCAAUCGCUUCACCAUCAAGCUGGCUGGGGGCAGGGCCGAGUACAUUCCCACCAUGCAGUCCCAGUUCACCUGGGUGGAGGGCGCCCCCCAGUGGGGCCAGGAGCGCAGGCUGAGGCAGUGGUUGAGCCAGCAAGGGGAGCCGGGCACAGUGGAUGGAGUCGCCAGUGAGUCUGUCAGCACGCAGUGCCAGGAUGGGCUGCUUGAGGUGGCCGUCAACACGAACGCCCUGCAGCCACCUUUCCCAGUGUUGGCCGUUACGUUGAGUGACCGCCGGUGCAAGGCCCGGUUUAAUGGCAGCCACUUCCUGUUGGUGUUCCCUGUCAUUUUCUGUGGGACGGAGGCAGUAAUGGAGAAGCAGCCUAAAGCAGUGUGGUACAAAAACACGGUGUUGCUGUGGAGAGAUAGCUCCGUGGAUGCUGAGCAUAACCGGACAGGGGAGGACCGGACCCCGCUGAUCAUAUAUGUGAGGAGGGCCUGUAGGGGCUCCGCUGAAUUGCCAAUGGUCAAUGUCAUCAGCCUGCUUGUUAACUGCCAAGUUGUGACCCCAACCAAUCAAGGAACAGCCCCUCCUCCCCACCAGGCCUCCCCCAGAGGCCUCUGGGCCCAGCAGGAGGCCAGGUCAGAGGAUUCGUCAGGCAGACACCCGGCUCUUACACCCAUCCUGUCCAUGCGCCUGUCUGUGACAGAGGGGUUCGAGAGGAAAAUGACGGGACCCUAUAUCAUCAUGGCCAACAGCCGCGUCCAUGUGGAGGUGUCUGUGAGGGGGUUUCUGAGGGGCAGCGUGGAGGUCAAGUCGUGCGUGGUGUCCCCACUCUCACACCCUGAAGCCGCCCCCAGCUGGAUGGUCAUCCAGGGCGGUUGUUCCUUCGACCCUAUGGUCAGGCUGAGCGGAGAAGGGGAGCACCAGGGCUACGGUGGCGGGUGGAGGCAGGACACAGCGACAGGAAACGGGGGCAACAGAGAAGGAGGAGGAGACGCGAGGAGCAGAGGAAAGAGGAGGAGGAGAGGAGGCCCAGGGCAUGGAAAGAAAGAAGGGAGAAGGAGCGAUGAGUGCGUCUUGGAGCUGAGGUUCAGUUUCAUCCUCCACCCCAUCUACAACAACCCCAUCCAAUUCCUGCACUGUCAGCUGCACCAGUGUGAUGAAGAAGCUGCCCCCACUGCGCCCAGCCCCACCAGGGAAACUGCAGAGGCUGACUGUGCGGAGGGAAUCCGCGUCCCUGCUCUCGUCGCUCAGCCAAAUCGCGGAAAGUGCCACUACAGGACACUGUCUAGACCAGUGGUGGUGACUCAGCCUGUGGGAGCGCGUCAAACCCUGCCACCUGUUGUUCAGUCAGUUCUCAGGCCCAGAAUGACCACAAAGUCUAAGUCCAGUGCUGCAGACUUGGGCAAUGGAAUCGAUACUGCCCCAGUGGUGGGGAUUGUGUUUGCUGCUUUCCUGAUGGGUAUCGGUCUAAUGGGGGCGCUGUGGUGUAUCCACAGUCACACAGGGAUGAGCCCAGCCUUCAGAAGAGGCAGCCUCCUUGACAGUACACCCCAGCCCACCGCCGGCAGUCGCCCUGCACUGAUGGAGCACUCCAGCAGCUCUGUGUGACGGUUGUUUCAGUUUCUGAAAAAGUGAAAAAGAAUGAUUUUCAGUGUGUCUUACAAGAAGGUGUGUGUGUGUGUGUGUGUGUAUAUGUCUGUGAGAGAAAGAAACAGAGAGAUAGGGUCUGAAGGAGAGAGCAAUGAAUGACAAUAAGCAUCAGACAUUCAAACGGAUGGUUUACCCUGCGGAUGUACCCUCCCGGUCCUACUCCUGCUUGUGUGUUUCCUCUGAGCUCUCUAGCUAAAAUCCAGCCACAUACAGUAUCUGCGAUAGCAAAAGACCUUCAAGGUGAAAUAAAGAGUAAAGGGGGAUCUGGGCAGACUCACGCAAGCCGAGCUCGCUGUCAGGGCACAGAUUCGCAAAGCAAGUCUGGAACAAAAGCAGUGAAUAAGUCAGCUGAUAAUGUAUGCCAGUAUGAGGAUUGUAAACUUUGUAUAUUUCAGCUUAGCAUAAUUUUUCCUAUCAGACUUGUCUCUCAAUAAAUUACCUGUGAUA
Molecule: messenger RNA, 3882 nt
Organism: Brienomyrus brachyistius
Lineage: Eukaryota; Metazoa; Chordata; Actinopteri; Osteoglossiformes; Mormyridae
Gene: engl
Product: endoglin, like
Source: RefSeq, a predicted model, not a curated record